AUGCAAAUGUACGGAUACAAAGUAUCUGCAUACAAGUACAUGUACAAGCACACGUACAACUGGCUCGAAUCAUGGCCAAGUGAAUGCGCAAACCGCAUUCCAUAUUGGUUCCCGCACGCACCGCCGGCAACUGGCCUGCCUCGGCCAAAGACUCGACGGAUGAAAGAGGCGGCUCGUCGGGGAAGCAAACGACGCAUCGCUCCAAGUUGGCGCCGUCUCUCGAGUCUCGACGCACGCAACCUCCCGGCCGCCGGCAUCGGCGAGGGGCCCAUGGUCCGGACGAUUGUCCCCGCCGUCCUGCCGGGGAUGGCUCGAAGGCGGGUCUCCUUCAUGCCUCGGCCUGCCGUGACGGGGAAUGCGAGCACGGAUACGGACGGGGACGGGUGCGGAAAGGAUGGGAAGCCGGCGCAGGCUCGUGGCACGCCUCGCGAGGAGGCAGCGAGCACAGGGUGGGUACCUGCACUGUGCGAGGACGGGAACCUUUACUGUCCUGCUGCUGCCAAGUGCGCGAGCGAUCCGUCCGACCCCGAGCGAUCCAGGAGCCCGGCCCCGUUCGGCGCCUCGCUCGUCAUGAGUCUCUUCUGGACAGGCCCGGCCUUGCAUCCCUUUGCUGUCUCGUCGGCCACGAGCCUAUCCACGCUAGUUCCCACAUUUCGUCUUCUUCUUCGUCCCCAGCAUCUCGACGUCGCUCACGAUGCCACGGAUACAGCCACCCCGGCACUCGUUCAAGGCCUGGUUAAGGUCUGCUUCGCUCUUGAUCCGGUUCACCUGCGAGAUGGCCCAGGUCCCGAACAAGGUUAUCCCGCUGGUCGGCUGACAGGCACCCCGGAGGCAGCUGGCGAGCUCCAAUCGUAG
Messenger RNA from Drechmeria coniospora, 855 nucleotides. RefSeq lists its product as uncharacterized. The coding region runs from base 1 to 855 and encodes 284 amino acids. NCBI's taxonomy places the organism in Eukaryota, Fungi, Ascomycota, Sordariomycetes, Hypocreales, Ophiocordycipitaceae. The record is from RefSeq and is a predicted model, not a curated record. The transcript has 4 exons.